UUUUGAGGCUCUGUUCUCCGUUGAGCCCAAUUUACGUACUCCUAUUCUGUGCUAGCACUCCUUGGCUCCCCGUCGAGCCUAAAGACUGUUAGCAGCUUCAUUCUCCUUCAGGUACUCUUUGAGAAGCUCUCCGAAUUUCCUUCACAUGACAAGCCCAAUGAUGUUGAUUGCUAUGCAAGACUUGAUGCAGGUGGCCCUCGUGGUUGCUUGCGUCUUUGCCGGCUGGUCCCUGCAAACGUCUGCCUGUUCGUUCCUCCUUCAACGUGUGACCUAUCCCCUGAACAAGACGGUUGAGUGCACCGACCUUGACACUGAGUCCACAGAGGAGGACUAUGUCUAUGGUGAUGACCGUAAGGAGGUCUUCGUCCAAGACGAUGACAUUCCUCAAGGGUUCAAGAUCCUGGAGCAGUACGGUGCCUUUGGUGCUGCACCAGGUGCUUGGACGAGCAGGGUGGCCAAGAAGGCAUGGGCAUAAGGAGUUGGAGGGGCUCUUGAAAGCUUUGCCUGUCCAUUGAAGACCAGUCCAUAUGAUUUACUGAGACCAGCUGGUCUCAGUGGGGUGCAAAGACUUAUUUUGCACGCCCACCUCCAUAUUGAGCUCAGCUGCUCCAGGUAGCAGCACUUUGAGAACAGAGAACAGACGUCCAUAUUUCUGCGUUUGCGGACUAGAGCUGUGACCAGAAUCGGUACCACUCGAUUCGCCCUUGGGGUCACCCUAUGCGCGUCAAGGGGACGCACCCGGUCCAAUGGCACUCGCCACGGAGUAUCAGCCCAAGUACGGGAAGCUAAUAUCUGUG
Cladocopium goreaui is the source of this 797-nucleotide messenger RNA. The record is from the annotation of a GenBank genome assembly. Lineage: Eukaryota; Dinophyceae; Suessiales; Symbiodiniaceae.